CAAAGAUGGACAAUGCCAUUUUCUAUGGUGUUUUAAUGUAAACUUAGCUCAUAUUAGUAAAUUAACAACUUGUUAAUUCAAUUUCGAAACAAAAAACCGGCCGUUAUGUGUGUGCUGUUAAACCUAGUGAACUAAAUACCUGUAGAUUUAGUGAAUUUAUGAGUAAAUGGCGAUUAUAAAAUUAGUGACUCGAGUUAGAUCAUAACAUUUUUCCCCAAAUAAACAAAGUGCCGCAAACGAUUUGUCCAAUUUUACGGAUGUUUUACCUGUAAGAAUGUGAAUCUCGUCGUGCGUUAAAUGUUUACGGACCGUUUCGUUGUUGUACCGGGUCUAAAUAAAUAACGUAUUAAUGGCGGCUUAUUUAAAACUACCACCAAAGACUCGUAAAUAAAUCGCAAUGAAUGUGUUAUAAAUAUUGCUGACCACUCUCCACACGUUAUGGAACCCGUACUCCAGCGACUGGGAGAUGUCACAAUACAGAGACUUGAAAAACCGAAAGAGCCCAAGGUGGGACCUCAAAAUGACAGUGGUGCUUUGGAGAAGACGAAAGAAGUCAAAGAGGCGAGCUCCAGCUGCAGUGAAGAGGACAGCGAGGACGAAUUUCCGUUGCCGACUCUCAAGAGGUCCCUGCCGGACUCGCAGAUCUCGCUAAAAAAGUUUAAACGAGAUUCCGGGGACCUAACACUGGAAGCUAAAAAAUGUGAUGACAUAAACCGUGAAAUUGCCAGUUUAAAUAAUUUUAGUGAUACAGAUAAUUCAGAGUUCGAGGAUGAAUCUGAGAUUGAGUCCGAGGGUGAACUGAAUGAACUUUUAAAUACUUCAGGUGAUAAACCCAUUAUUGGGAAAGAUGACAUUUCUGAAGAUGAGGGAUCUUCCUCAUUCUUAGUUACAGAUAAAUUGGUUGAGGGGGAAGCUUAUAGUGAAGAGGCACCAAUUGCUCCUAAACAAGAGCCUGAUGAAGAUUAUGAGUAUGAUAUAAAGGAAAAACUUAAAGAAAUGGGUGAGAUUAGUUUUGAGACUGUCAAAAAAGGGGAAAAACCCAAGAAGGCUGAAGUCAGUACUGAAAAUGAGGUUGUUGUUACACCUGCCAAAAAACCUGGAACAUCAGAAGAAGACAAAUCGGGUUUACAAAAAGGCUUAAACAUGCGACGAAAUAUCAGAGAAGUGAUGGAUGAGACAAAGUUGGAUGAAGCUACUCUGGCUGCUCAACGACAAGAAGCUGAAAGAGUGAGAAGGGUGGUGGAGCAGCAGAAAAUCCUUAGGGAGUACCAGAGACAGGCGAACCAAGAGAAAACGCAGCAAAAAGUAUUAAGUCUCCUACAAGGAAACAGCUUCAGCAAAGCUGGACAAUCUUCGAGCACGCGAAUCGGUAACACAGUAUUAGUGAAACUGCCCAAUGGUCAGACUAAACCAAUGACGAAGUUGUCAAAACGACCGUACGAUUUAAUGAAACUGCCGAAAGGUCCGCCGCCACAGGUUCCCCAGCCACCAAUGUCUCCAAUGGCUGCUGCCAAACAUCCUAGAAGUUUGCUUGUUCCAAAGAAACCUGGCACCCAUCUAACACCCAGUGUUAGUAUAGCUCCAGUUAAUAAAAAGGCGCAAUUGCCACCGAUCAUUCCUAAGCAGGAACAAUUCAGCGAGUCUGACAGCGAUGCCGAGGACAAUAAGCCACCCAUAAUGAAGCCCAAAGCAAAAGAUACACCGGUUACGACCAUCGAUAUAUCAUCUGAUGACGAUUGCAUCGUGGUGUCGGAACCUGAAGGUGAUGCCGAUGACACUGAAGACGAUCCCAGCAACUCGGGGAUGCACACCAACGACGAGUUUAACGUGCCAGACGAGCAAGGCAGAAUUCUGGUCAACGUAGGUCAUCCCGACAACGAACCGGACGUUUUCGUUGCACCUCAAAUUGCACGAAUUAUCAAGCCGCAUCAAGUUGGAGGGGUACGAUUCCUCUACGAUAACGUCGUCGAAAGCACCAGUCGGUUCGAGGGCUCAUCAGGUUUUGGAUGUAUACUGGCACAUUCCAUGGGCCUGGGCAAAACACUUCAAAUCGUCUGUUUCUCGGACGUGUUUCUGAGGCACACUCCCGCAAAGACCAUCCUCUGCAUAAUGCCCAUCAACACACUGCAAAACUGGAUGGCGGAGUAUAACAUGUGGUUGCCGACGGAAGAAAAUGCGCCCGCAUCGCCUUUAAACGCCCACGGCGAAGUGCGACCUAGGAACUUCAAUUUGCACGUCCUCAAUGACAGUCACAAAACGUUAACGGCCCGGGCCAAAGUGAUAAACGCGUGGCGGUCUGCGGGAGGCGUGUUACUCAUUGGGUAUGAGCAGUUUAGGUUGUUAUCGUUGAGAAAAUUUCCAAAGUCAAGGAAGAAGGCGCAUCUCCUUGAUAAUCAGGAUGACAACAAGAAUAAAGUCUUAUUUGAUCAGGUACAUGAAGCCCUCAUCAAACCAGGCCCGGAUUUAGUAAUAUGCGACGAAGGCCAUCGAAUAAAAAAUUCUCACGCCUCCAUUUCACAGGCCUUGAAGCAGAUGUCGACCAAAAGACGAGUCGUACUGACCGGAUAUCCACUACAGAAUAAUCUGAUGGAGUACUGGUGUAUGGUUGAUUUUGUACGUCCAAAUUACCUCGGAUCAAAAACUGAGUUUUGCAACAUGUUCGAGCGUCCGAUAAUGAACGGACAGUGCAUAGAUUCCACCGAAGCUGAUAUAAAACUUAUGCGUUAUCGGGCACACGUUUUGCAUUCGUUGUUGUUAGGAUUUGUGCAACGUCGAUCUCAUACCGUCCUACAAACUUCGCUGCCUCAGAAAGAGGAGUACGUACUGCUCGUCAGAAUGACACCAUUCCAAAGGAAACUUUACGAGACGUUCAUGAACGAAGUUGUGCGGUCACAAGCCGUGCCCAAUCCUUUGAAAGCGUUCGCCGUUUGCUGCAAAAUUUGGAACCACCCAGAUGUGCUGUAUAAUUUCCUUAAAAAACGUGCAGGAGGUGAAGCUGUCGAUAUUGACCUGGAGGAAGUAGCAGGGGCGACUCCAGUGAUCACAGGGACCCCAACACAAACGCCGGUUAAAGAAGCCAAACCUAAGAGGACGCCGUCGCCAAGAAAGAAAGCCACUCCUAAGGCAAAAAAUGUUAAACCUGCUGCUUCGGUGACGCCCUACAAUAGCACAUCCGACCCCACAGCUUCUAGCCAAACGUCGCAGCCUCCAACACAGUUAUUGGGAAUACCUGUGUCUUCGGCUGCGCCGACCUCGUUUCGUAACACUAUUUCAUCACAAAAAACGCCUACAGAGCCAGGACAGUCCACUUCUUUUACUGGCAACUCAUCAUAUCAACAGAAUCAAAGUUUCCAAAGUAGUAAUAGCAACAGCAGUUACUUUGAGCAUAAUUUUGAUCAGAAUGCUCAAUUUCCCACCAACUUUGGAUCCAGCACACCAAAGCAGACCAACUUUCAACAAACAUAUCCCCCGGACAAUGCGACUCCAUCACAAAGUACAAAUUUCAACGAAAGUAGUAGUAAUUUUAGUUUACAAGCGGAUUCUCCACAAAGUUUCCUUAACUUGGACAAUCAAUCGACUGUUCAAGGGAACGCCACUAUUUCUUCUUUAGCAAAUCUCCCCUCAGGUAUAUCGUUAACACCACUAAAACCACGAGAAUCAGCUUUAGCUCAACUGAACUCAAGUCAAAUUUCAUUGACGCCCAUGAGUUCUUCGCAAGGUACUUCUACUUAUCAACAGUUAAACAACAGUCAAAUUUCACUGACUCCUAUGAAUACAGGCCAUAGUUCAUCGAGUUUCGCUCACUUGAACUCGAAUCAAAUUACUUUAACGCCUGCCAGGGAAAGUCCUCGUGAAACUACGAUGAAUCAAAUAAACAGUGGACAAAUAUCUCUUACACCACUUGGAGGUUCCAGUCAGAACAUGCCGCCACCUAGUAACUACAGUCAAUUUGGAAGCCAUCAAUAUAAUAGUAAUUCACAAUAUUCGGCCAAUCAAGAGGGAUUCAACCAGCAACCUGAGCAGAGGCCUGUUAACUUCAAACCCGGCCUACCUGGAGGUGCUCCACACAGUGCCACUUAUGCACCCGGAUCCGUUGCAAAUCCAAACUACAACCAACAAAAUGAGCAAGGCAAUCAACAGAAUCCCAAUUUUAACCAACAAAAUAACGCCUUUAAUCAGCAAAAUCCCGGAUUUAACCAAGAAAAUCUUCCUUUCAACAACGCAACAAAUCAACAAAAUCCGGGAUUCCAGCAGGCAAACCAACAAAAUCCAGGAUUUAAUCAACAGAAUGCCAAUUUUAACCAACAAAACGUGGGAUUAAAUCAGACUCAACCUGGUAAUCAACAUUACAAUCAAAGUACUACAAAUUUCAACCAACAGUCCCUCCAAAACCAAAGUUACAAUCAGUCGCAGCAGAAUUUUAAUUAUAAUCAAACGACAGGAAAUCAACAAAACCCUGGUUAUACACAACAACAAAACUCCACUGUUGUUAGUCAUCAAGCCACUCAAAGAAGUAUUUCUUAUAAUCAACCUUCAGCGCAACCAGUUGCGAACCCUCUUGAUUUGAACUAUACUCAGACAUCACAAAGUGUUAAUCAGUACAAUUCUCCAACCACCAAUAGAAGUCAGCAAAAUCAGAAUUUCAACCAGACAAAUUACAAUCGACAGGUAUCUGAUUAUGAUCAACAGACUACGAAUUUUAAUCAACAGUUUAGUAAUACACAACAGAAUACUAAUUUUAAUUCUGCAACAAAUCAACAGUUUCCCACUACACCAACCCAAAAUUACAAUCAACAAAACAAUGAAAACUCAACUUUAACAUCUAGUAGCCAAAACAGGGAGUUUAAUAAUCAACAAAAUCAGCCUAAUAGGCAUACUUUUAGUCAAUCAAAUAAUUAUCCGGAAAUAUCUUUCACUGAAAACAGUUCUACGCAACAAAAUUUUAAUAAUCCAAGGCAAAACUACAGUCAGCAGUCGCAAACUCAGUUCGGUAGAAACAGUCAGCCUCAAAGUGCAACAAAUACCCAACCCAAUCAGUUUAACCAGCAGAACUAUACCCAGAGCAGCAGCUUUAAUCAGCAGGAAAACUUCAAUUACAACCAAAGCCAACAGGGAUUCGAAAGCAAUCAAAACUUCCAACAAACUACGUCACAAGGAAACUUCGAACAAAAUAACUUUCAACAGGCAUCCAAUUAUUGGCAACAACAACAAACCUCCGGCACUCAGGAGGGAAAUUUCUCAAGCCCACAAGACAACAACUAUUACAAUCCACCAUCUAAUUCCCAACAAAUUAAUUUCAGUGCCGGCAAUUCAAAUCAGAAUUGGUUAAAGAAAGAGGAUAGCAAAUCUAAUGUGUCCAAUCAAAUAAUGAGCUCGAUCAAGAACGAAAGCAGUAACGACUCAAAACCAAAGAUAAACAUCAUCAGUGAUAUCAAGCUGCCGCCGGCGUUUUCCAGUUCGUCCGGCUCCGAAAAGAAGAUCAACAUUAUCAGCGACAUCAAGUUGGAACCGAAAAUGGAGGAGGUGGACGAUAAGUUUGACGUCAAAAAGGAGAUCAACAAGUUGAAGAACGAAUUCAAGAACGAGUUGAAGAUAGAGAACGACCAAAAGCCUUUGCCGCCACCGUCUAUCUCUCCGCUGCCGAAGUUGGGCUCCUUGAUGUCGGGCAAAAACGAUUUUAAGAUGGAGAACGAGCCGAAGCCUUUGCCGCCGCCGUCUAUCUCUCCGCUGCCUAAGUUGAGUUCUUUGAUGCCUAGCAAGGACUCGAAGGAAGACAGUGGAAUUCCCUAUGAUUGGGCAAUUGAGCUGUUAAAGGAUUAUGUGCCAGGGAGGAUAGAAAACUCAGCUAAAAUGGAAAUACUCUUCUGUAUUAUAAAGGAAAGCAUCGCCCUCGGUGACAGACUUUUGGUUUUCAGUCAAUCUUUGAUAACGUUGGAUUUGAUUGAACAUUUCCUGCAAAUGAAUAUCGUUCCGGGUGACACCAUCAAUUGGGCAAAAAAUGUCAGCUAUUACAGAUUGGAUGGUUCUACCACUGCUCUAGAAAGAGAAAAACUGAUAAAUGAGUUCAAUUCGAACCCCAAAAUUCAUUUGUUUUUGGUGUCGACGAGAGCCGGCUCUCUUGGUAUUAAUCUUGUGGGUGCGAAUAGAGUUGUAGUACUGGACGCUUCCUGGAAUCCCUGUCACGAUACACAGGCUGUAUGUAGGGUGUACAGGUAUGGGCAGAGGAAACCUUGUUUCGUCUACAGGUUGGUCGUUGAUAAUUGUCUUGAGAAAAAGAUUUACGACCGGCAGGUUAAUAAACAAGGUAUGUCUGAUAGAAUAGUAGAUGAAUGUAACCCGGACGCUCAUCUGACUAUGAAAGACGUAAGUACUUUGUGUUGGGAUGACAAAAAGGAUGAAGGAGAGGAAAAAGACUGGUCACAUGUAAAGGAUAAUUACAUUGAUGUGGUGUUACAAAAGGUUUUGGAUAAGCAUGGACGAAUGUUGAACAAAGAGCCGUUCCAACAUGAAUCCCUCCUGGUUGAUCGCAAAGAGAAGCAGCUUUCAUCACAGGAAAAACGUCUGGCCAAGAAAGGCUACGAACGUGAGAAGCAAGCAGCUAGACAACCCGCCUAUAGCAUGGCCUCUAUGGGUCGGGGUGGUCACAGACCAGUCGCCUCCGUCAGACCGAUGCAACAAGGUGAGCGACCCUCUCGAUGGAUACCCGCCGAACAUUGGCAACGACAAGGUAUGACGGCCCAGGAGAUGACGUUGCCGUUGGACGUGGUGAUUCCAACGAAUCAGCCGGAGAAAGGCAACAUCGUGUUGAAGGCGGGGCAGAAGGUACUCGUACUUAAGUCGCCCAAAGGGGUCUAUAUGCAGUUGGAGAGUGGCAAGAUCGUUGCCAUCAAGACCGCCAUCAAAGUUAAGGGCAAAGCAGACGACAACUCUGGCGACCCGACGAAAAUGAACAAACCUAUGAUACCUCCUAUGCCACAACUACCGCCCACCAUGAAGAGGUGGACCAAUCAACCAAACUUAUGGGCUUUAGGAAAUGUGAAUCCAUCUUUGUCUGUGAUUCCCCCACAUAUGCAGCACCAGCAAAAGAAGAUCGUUAAGCCGUUCCAACCCGGAGUGGCCAAAUUCAACGUCAAAAGCAUCCGCCAAGCGGUGCCCAAUCUAGUUUCGCGGAUUCAAAGCGUCUCAAAGAAAGUACAAAUGGCUAAAACGAAGCCUUAUAAUCUUGGCAGCGAGAUUGCGAAGUCUCUGAAGGAGAAUACGGAUAGCGUCCGAGGCAGCAGCAGCGAGGACGAGCAGCAUUCCAUAGUUGCGCCUGUCGAUAAAAUGGAUAAGCCUAAGCCGCAUGUAGAACGUCUGAACGGGCCCGAGGAAAUCCAGAGGAGGAUUUCCAUGUUGAAAAACAAACAAAUCUCCAUUCAGCGUGUAAGUAGUCAGACACCUAAAUCUACAGUGAGUUCUGGUGUGCCACAGGAGGAUAAGAAGAAGCAGACUUCUUCCUCGGCUCUAGAACAACUUGAGCAAACUACAAGCUCCGUAAUAAACGAAAAUGCUCCUUUUCAAGAUACCCUCGACAGUAUUACUAGUAAUUAUAAAAAUGACAUGGGAAGUAUUGACGAUCAUUUAGAGCACUUACAAGAUGAGGUGGAACCCUCUGAGGAAGAAGAGGAGGAGGAAGAUCCAGGUUUAAUGGAAGACAAAGAAUCUCAACAAGAAGUGGAUACUGAGGCUGAAACCCACGAGAUUAGCGAUCACAGUGACGAAGUGACCUACGUAUCCGAACAACCGCCCACCUCAUCCCACUAUCCCGCACAGUCCCAGGCGUCAACGGAACAAAGCAAACCCGAGGGCACGCAGGAUUACAGCUAUAACAACUACUACAACUACCCGCCGUACCCAGGUCAUCCACCGCCUCCGCAAGGCUACGCGUACCCACCACAACAUCCACCUCCGUACGACAUGGGGUACCACCAACAACCGCAGUAUACUUACGGGUACCAGGGUUAUCCCCCGCCACAACCGUAUCCUCCACCUCCCCCGCAGCCCGGUUAUGACUAUAACGCACCUCCUCCCCCUCCCCAGCCGAUCUACGGUGGGUACCACCAGCCAUAUCCUCAACAGUAUCCUCCCCCGCCACAAGGUAUGUACCCUCCACCACCGCCCGCAGGGGCGCCCUAUCCAGACUACCAAUAUCCUUCCAAUGCGCCGCCCCCACAACAACCAUACUAUCCCAACACUUAAGGAGAACUAACGUGUUAAUUUAGUGCAAUCGUAAUUGUUUUUAUUGAGGUCUGAAACUAUCGGUGUUUGCAUGCAAAAUUCUUAUUUAGUUUGGUAUCAUGUCAUAUUUUAGAUUAUGAGACAUCAUUCUAGAUGUGUUAACUGGUUUCUAUGUUUACCAAACUUAAAUAUCAACGCUUAGGAGAUGAAAUACAAACAAGCUUUGUAGAAUUUGAAUGUUGAUAAAUGUAAUUAUUUUAUUUUAUCUUGUAACAAGAUAGUUAUAUUAUUUAAAGUGGAACUGAAUUAUGUAAUAUCACUCCCGUUUAAUUUUUAAACAUAAAUUUAUUUUGCAUUUACUAAUUAAGGUAUAUAUUUUCAGUGAUCCAUUAGAACAUUAAAUUAUCGUAUUAUAA
Messenger RNA from Aethina tumida (small hive beetle), 8633 nucleotides. RefSeq lists its product as uncharacterized. Gene Ontology annotation, cellular component: nucleus. Gene Ontology annotation, molecular function: ATP hydrolysis activity; ATP-dependent chromatin remodeler activity; ATP binding. The transcript is spliced from 15 exons. NCBI's taxonomy places the organism in Eukaryota, Metazoa, Arthropoda, Insecta, Coleoptera, Nitidulidae. The record is from RefSeq and is a predicted model, not a curated record. Bases 439 to 8238 code for a protein of 2599 amino acids.